Messenger RNA from Humulus lupulus (European hop), 1041 nucleotides. RefSeq lists its product as uncharacterized. The transcript is spliced from 4 exons. NCBI's taxonomy places the organism in Eukaryota, Viridiplantae, Streptophyta, Magnoliopsida, Rosales, Cannabaceae. Bases 1 to 1041 code for a protein of 346 amino acids. The record is from RefSeq and is a predicted model, not a curated record.
AUGGCAGACACGGAUGAGGAGAUUGAGUUACAAUCGGCGUCUAUAGCUACAUACUUUGUUCAACAUUAUUAUACAACAUAUAUUGAAAAGACACCUUGUAUGAAUUCUUCUCAAACUGGUCAUAUGUGGUUGAUGGAAAUAUUAAAAGGACAUGAAAGUAGAUGUUAUAGCAUGUUUAGGAUGGAGAAAGAUGUUUUCAUUAAAUUAUGCGAUGAAUUGGAAGCUAAUUAUGGAUUUAAGGGUUCAAAGAGAAUGUGUGCUCUUGAGAUAUUAGAUGUAUUAAAACCACCAGACCCAGAAUUUAAAGAUGUUCCUGAAGAGAUAUUGAAAGAUUCUAGAUAUAUGCCUCAUUUUAAGAACUGUAUUGGCGCAAUAGACGGUGUACAUGUGAAUGCUAUAAUUCCACCUGAAGAUCAAGUACCAUUUGUUGGUAGAAAAGGGAUACCAACUCAGAAUGUCAUGGCAAUAUGUAAUUUUGAUAUGCAAUUUAUAUAUGCAUAUGCUGGGUGGGAAGGUUCUGCUCACGAUACAAGAAUUUUCUAUACAGCUUUACGUGAUUCAACUUCAAAUUUUCCAAAACCUCCCCAAGGAAAAUAUUAUUUAGUGGAUGCGGGAUACCCACAAAUUACAGGUUUUUUAGGACCAUAUAAAGGCCAAAGAUACCAUCUACCACAAUUUCAACGAGGUAGCAAACCUACUGGUUAUAAAGAGGUAUUCAACCAGGCACAUUCUUCUCUUCGAAGUGUUAUUGAAAGAACUUUUGGAGUAUGGAAGAAAAGAUGGAAAAUAUUAAGAGAUAUGCCUAGUUAUCCAUAUCAGAAGCAAGUGAAAAUAGUGAUUGCAUCAAUGACCUUGCAUAAUUACAUUCGAAGGCAUGCAAAACGUGAUCGGCAUUUUGAGAAAAUUAGAGAUAAUCCAUAUUAUUGUGUAGAAGAUCAAACUAAUAUUGAAGAUGAAGAUGAGACAGCUAGAGCUUCAAAUUUAAAUGAAAUGGACAAUACUAGAGAUCUGAUUGCUGCAAGUUUAAUGAGAUAUAAUUAA